This is a messenger RNA of Ilex paraguariensis (yerba mate), 224 nucleotides long. NCBI's taxonomy places the organism in Eukaryota, Viridiplantae, Streptophyta, Magnoliopsida, Aquifoliales, Aquifoliaceae. The record is from the annotation of a GenBank genome assembly.
GUAGUUUAUUACUGGAGAGUAGGACGUCAAGAUUCAAACAGGCAAUUUUAAGAUUAAGAAGGGGAACGGUGGCUCUUGGAUGUAAAGCCGAAAAUGGAUUGGGCUUCCUCAAAAGGUGGGAUACAGAUGGAGCUACAAGAUCUGCAAUAAAUGAUUGGAGAUUCACAGUCCAGGCCCUGUUAGCAUGGGACAGUGUUCGUAUGGAGAAAAACGUUGUCAGAGCG